CGUGCGCUUACUUUCCUUAUGUCAGCGCGCGCGCUCACACAGUUUAGCCCGUUUCUGCUGUGGUUUGCUACAUUUUUCGUCGCAGUGUGCUGAUGCCAACCGCAAUAUGGUCAUUCAUUGGCUGAAUUCCGAUGGCGGUUAAUUACACAAAUAAUAUCGAGUUUUAAUCAAUUGUGGCGUCACGGUUAUCUGUCCAUCCGCGAGCCGAAGGUGUCUACAUGUGUAACGCACCGAUUAAGCCGCUAACUACAUUUGGCGGCUAAUUUGUCCGAUGCCGAUUACGGCCAGUCAGGAUCUACGUGUACAUUACAUUGUAUCCUGUGUUUGUAUGUCCAUCGUUUACAAUGGCUUCUUAUUUCCGUCUCCAGUUAAUUGCCAUUCUGUGUUACACUUGUCGAAGGGUGCUUGUGCGCCGCGAACGAGCACAGCGUGUACAUAUUCCCAUCGGCGCCAUCCUAUCCGCAGUUCCAGCGCGUAUCCGCCAUGGCAAGCAGGGAUAGCUGGAGAGCGGAGCAUAUCGUUGAUUACCGGCUUGGUCGACACGCCGAUCGAGAGUAUUUACACUGAUUACCUGCUAUCCUAAGCUGAUCAUUAUAUUAUCCCAAUAUCUGUAUCUAUCGUUUUUCUUGCUCUUUUUCCUGCAAAAUAUAAUGAUAUAGGCUAAUCAUCCGUCCGGCCCCGGUCUCUGUCAUCCGUGGAUGCCAGUGUAAUAUUAUGGAAGUGAUCCUUAUGAUUAUUUUCUUGUUUUCUAUAGCUGUGCAUGGCCAAAGUGAUGAGCGUAAUAUUGUUAAUGUUCCUACAUAUUAUUCCACGACGACAUCGGCUACGGCGGAAUUGACAAGCGCCGAGAUAAAAGAUAAACACAUUAAUCUACUGUAUUUAAAUCAGAGCGGUCUUGAUAAAGUGUCCACUGUAUUGCGUUUGAUUGAGUCUCAAAGGAAGAACUGUUCACCGGGUACGGAACUUAAUCUUACCGGUGUGGUUGAUCAAUAUGGUGUGAAAAAAUUUAGCGGUGAAGCCCAGAUUGCUCUCAAUCGGGCUAAUUUGCUCACACGAUUGUGGAAGUAUUCCCCGGAUAUAUUCUACACUACGGAUCCGCUGCUACGAAACCAAACGGAAUAUCUUUUGUACGCAGCGGUCCGUACAAUGGUAGAAUUAAAUGAAAACAUUUACUCAGCUGGCAACUGUUAUGAUUGGUACCGCUAUCCCGGUUAUGAUAUUUUUUGCCCUUUCGCACUGCGGAUGCCAAAUAGCUUAGAAAUUGUUACGAAGGAUUUGGCGCAAUCAUACGUCUAUGAAGCCUCGGACAAAAAUGAAUGGUUUGAAAAACCAAAGGAGAAGGGAAUUGAAGCAAUACGGCGAAGCAUGAUCAGCAAUAACAACACUAGAAGAGGUGAAAACUACUUUUUCAAGCACAAUUUAACCGAGGAAAUUGUGUUGGUUACGUACGAAGAUGGUCACUGGAGUAAGCCGUACUAUGAUUGCGGCGGAGGGAAUAUAUGGAUGAUGACCUACACUGUGCCUUUCUUUGGAUUUAACUGGACUACACAACAGUACCAUUUUAUGGGAACAAGUGGCAUCGACAUUGAUCUCCGGCGAGUCGAUAUUGACCAAUGUCCAACAAAAGCCGGCGUAACCGAGCCCAAUGUGUUUGCCGGUUCGGCAAAGUGCAAAACGACCACACAGUGCGAACCCAUUUCCGGCUUAGGCUUCAGCCGUGGAUCGUACAAAUGUCAAUGUGUUCAGGGAUUCUACUUUCCUGACAGGUCGGCCUAUAUCGAUGGGCGCAACUAUUUUAAUGGCACCAUUAUCGAGCAGGAAUAUGAGAAAUACCAGCAGGGAUUGAAUAAUUCAUACGAAGACGGUUUCCUCUGCUUACCGUGCCCGGAAGGCUGCACGGAGGGUUGUAAAGAUGCCACGCCCUGUAUUGCCAGCUUAAACUGGACACUGCGGACGGCCAUUCUUGUGGCCGUGAUUAUUGUCAUGGCAUGUCUUCCGGUGCUUUUUUACUUCACUUUCCGCUAUGCCGAAGUUAAAGUGAUCAAAGCCGCCAGUCCCGUCCUGCUGCGACUAGUAUUACUGGGCGCGCUCUUAUUAUAUGGACCAAUUGUAGUACUAUUUCCCGUCCCGACUCUUGUCCUGUGUAACACUCGCACUUGGCUCAGAGGCAUUGGAUUUUCCGUUUCGUAUGGUGCUCUCUUGCUCAAAACAUGGAGAAUCUCCGUGGUCUUUCGCGUCCGGUCCGCUCAAAGAGUGAAAAUUACGGAUAACAACCUCGUAAAGCGGCUCUGCGCGAUCGUAGCUGCAUUCGGGGCAUUUUUAACCAUCCGCACGGUUCUGUCGCCGCCGAUCGUUAGGACCGUUAAGACGGAGAACAAUCUCAAAGCCUAUUUAUGUACGACGGAUUACUGGGAUUACUGCCAAGCGGGAGGCGAAUUACUUCUGCUACUCUGGGGCAUCAAACUGUGCUUUGUCGUUCGCAAAGCUCCAUCGGAGUUUAAUGAAAGCAAAUUCAUCAGCUGGGCCAUUUACAAUGAAUUUCUCCUCUCAUUAUUUCUUAAUAUAUCCAUGUUAUUUCUUCAGAAGAACGCCGAUCCUGAUCUCUUAUACAUCAUCUUUUUUGCUCAUUCGCAGCUCACGACGACCGUCGUGUUGGUAUUACUGUUUGGCAGCAAAGCGUACAUGGUGUACAAAGGUCUCGGGAAAGGUCCCGAGCAGCCGACCGGUGUAAAUAUCGAACAAACACGGAGUAGUGGGAAAUUUAUUACCAAAAAAACCCAGCGUAGUACCUUGCCAUUAACUUCCUCCAGUGUUUCCCAGGCCACCACGCUCAAUACGGACUCUUACAAAGGUCAACUGCCUGGUCACUUAACGCCACAAGAAAUACAGGACGAGUUCAAGCGCCUGUAUCUUCAAUUAGAAUUGCUCAAAUCAAAGAAUAUGCGCCUUGGCAACCCUCAUUUAACCAAGAAGCUCUGCGCCAUGACGGAGGCCGCCAUGGCCGCCGAUCCCUCCUCCCUGGUCAGCUUUGCGACGACAAUGAAUCCCGGCACCAUCACACCGGCCAUGCCCAGUUCACCGUCCAACGGGACGGACGAUCUGGUCACGGCAUCCGCCGAGGCCACCGGCGACACCGACACCAACAAUGAGCAUUCGGUAGAAGACCGGCUACUGCCGCCCGCGGUCAACGCCGUGACGACGCCCACCACGCCACUGGUCACCAUCACCAAAAUCAUGGUCAAUUCGCACAAUGCCGUCCCCCAUAGCUAUCUUCCAUCCAAUCAGACGUCGCCCGCCAAUUCUCCUUCCAAUCCCAGUGCGAAGCUGCCGGAAACGCCGCUGCUGACGCCCAACUGUACCAGUCAGCCGGUGGAGAAUCAUGCUCCCAUUAAAGCAUUUGAUUUGAGAAACAGUAAAAAAGUUUUCGAAAUAACAAUAUAAUCAAAAUUUCAAAAUUGUCAAAAGAUGUUUUUUUGUCUGUUGAGAUGCUUGGUAUUUUGUAUGUAUUUCUCCUCUUGCCACGCAUAUGUGACUGUGACCUACAGAAUAUGCGCACGAUGAUGUACUGUAUGUACCAGGCAAGCGACGGAAAGAUUAUUUCCAUACCGAUACGGAAAUUUACGAGAGUAGCACACGCCGACGCGCGAUGUAUGCAGAGCAGUAUUAUGUUAGAGUAAUAAUGAUACAAAUAAAGUG
Molecule: messenger RNA, 3696 nt
Organism: Paramacrobiotus metropolitanus
Lineage: Eukaryota; Metazoa; Tardigrada; Eutardigrada; Parachela; Macrobiotidae
Product: probable G-protein coupled receptor 158
Exons: 11
Coding region: 715-3441 (908 amino acids)
Biological process (GO): G protein-coupled receptor signaling pathway
Cellular component (GO): membrane
Molecular function (GO): G protein-coupled receptor activity
Source: RefSeq, a predicted model, not a curated record